AUGGCAGCUUCUCAGGGACAGCUGAUGUUCCAGGAUGUGGCCAUAGACUUCACUCAAGAGGAGUGGGAAUGCCUAGACUUCGGUCAGCGGGACUUGUAUAGGGAUGUGAUGUUAGAGAAUUACAGGAACCUAGCCUCCUUGGGUCUUGUGGUCUCUAAGCCGGACCUGGUCACCUUUCUGGAGCAAAUGAAGAAUCCCUGGGAUGUAAGGAGAAUGGACACAACAGCUACAUACCCAGCUCUGUCUUCUCACAACACCCAUGGUUUGAUGUCAAAGAAUCCAAGGUUCGAAAAUUUAAUCCGAAAAGCACACCUAGGGCUAUAUGAACGAGCUCACCUCGGAACUGACCAUUUAACCAAAGCCUGGGGAUACCCAAGGGCCUUAAGUAGGAGCUCCAACCCCAAUAGUUACCAGAAAUGUGACAAAGCAUUUAACCAGAGUUCAAAACUUAGUCAACAUCAUCGAAUCCAUAUUGGCCAGAAGCCUUAUAAAUGUAAGGAAUGUGGCGAUGGCUUUAGCCAGCACUCAAGUCUUACUUACCAUCAGAGAGUCCAUACUGGAGAGAAGCCUUAUAAAUGUAAGGAUUGUGGCAAAGGCUUUAGCUGGCACUCAGGCCUUAUGUCCCAUCAGAGAGUUCAUACUGGAGAGAAGCCUUAUAAAUGUGAGGAUUGUGGCAAAGGCUUUAUUCAACACAGAGGUCUUACUUGCCAUCAGAGAAUUCACACUGGAGAGAAACCUUAUAAAUGUCGAGAAUGUGGAAAAGCUUUCAGUCAAUACACAACUCUUAUUCAACACCAGCGAAUUCAUACUGGAGAGAAGCCUUAUAAAUGUAAGGAUUGUGGCAAAGACUUUAGCCAGUUCUCAAGCCUUAUGUACCAUCACAGAGUUCAUACUGGAGAGAGGCCUUAUAAAUGUAAGGAUUGUGGCAAAGGCUUUAGCCGGCACUCAGGCCUUAUGUCCCAUCAGAGAGUACAUACUGGAGAGAAGCCUUAUAAAUGUAAGGAUUGUGGCAAAGGCUUUAGCCGGCACUCAGGCCUUAUUUCCCAUCAGAGAGUUCAUACUGGAGAGAAGCCUUAUAAAUGUGAGGAUUGUGGCAAAGGCUUUAUUCAACACAGAGGUCUUACUUGCCAUCAGAGAAUUCACACUGGAGAGAAACCUUAUAAAUGUCAAGAAUGUGGAAAAGCUUUCAGUCAAUACACAACUCUUAUUCAACACCAGCGAAUUCAUACUGGAGAGAAGCCUUAUAAAUGUAAGGAUUGUGGCAAAGACUUUAGCCAGGUCUCAAGCCUUAUGUACCAUCACAGAGUUCAUACUGGAGAGAAGCCUUAUAAAUGUAAGGAUUGUGGCAAAGGCUUUAGCCGGCACUCAGGCCUUAUGUCCCAUCAGAGAGUUCAUACUGGAGAGAAGCCUUAUAAAUGUGAGGAUUGUGGCAAAGUGAAGACCAGACCUUUAGACUACUUCCUUGUGUCCCAGAGCCUUUUCUCCAUUGUCUGCAUCCUCACUUUCUAUGGAGCAUGA
Rangifer tarandus platyrhynchus (Svalbard reindeer) is the source of this 1518-nucleotide messenger RNA. Lineage: Eukaryota; Metazoa; Chordata; Mammalia; Artiodactyla; Cervidae. The record is from the annotation of a GenBank genome assembly.